AUGCAGUUCACUCUCAUCACCGCUUUCGCCACUGCCUUCCUGGCCUCCUUCGUGGCCGCUAACCCUGCUCCCGCCCCGGCUCCCUUCGAGAUCGGUAUCGGUGCCAACGCUGCCGCUAACGCCGCUGCUGAGGUCGCUGCCAACGCUGGUCUCGGUGCCGGUGCUGGUAUCCACUUCAAGGCUUAA
Aspergillus luchuensis is the source of this 186-nucleotide messenger RNA. RefSeq lists its product as uncharacterized. The record is from RefSeq and is a predicted model, not a curated record. Lineage: Eukaryota; Fungi; Ascomycota; Eurotiomycetes; Eurotiales; Aspergillaceae. Bases 1 to 186 code for a protein of 61 amino acids. The transcript has a single exon.